CCAUUUUAACAUUUCUAUUGUUUCCUUGUCAUAUUUUCUCAUAUGGAGCGUGAUUUUAAUCUCGUUUUAUGUAUAAGUGAAUUUAUAUAGGCUCGUCAACAAGUUAUAAGUAACUUUUUCAUCUAAUUCCGUAUAUGCACAUAUUUACAUUUAAAGACGGACGACCGUGCAUUUACACGUGACAGUAUAAUUAGAAUAGAAAUAUGGAUGACAGACUCAUGCUUCCUAACCUAGUUGGACUCGAAUAAAGUAAUUUUCAUUGGAUCGAAGUAUCAAUCCUAAAGUAUUUUAUCUUCAAAAUAUAUAAAUUUAAUUUUAAUAUAAACAUACACAUUGUGAUAUAAGUAAAAGUAUAGUUACACUAGUUUACAAAUUUCAUGGUGUAAAGUGCUCGUGUUUUAUUAACUUUAAGCAGUUGCAAUAUAAUAUAAGUUAGCCAUGCAAGAAAAUACACGUGUAUUACCACGAAUUUUUACUGCAAUACAAAAUGUAGAUAUAGGAAUUUUAGCUGUGUGUCCUCACAAAGAAAUACGACCAAUUCUACCGUGUUUAGUUCGAAUGAGUCUUAUAUCUCCAUUAGAUGUAACAAAAGAAUGUGUAGAACAAAGAAAGCAGGUCCUGUCAAUUUUAUCUGGUAUUGAAUCAGUGAAUUCAAUAAUUGCGCUGCUUUCUAUUGACUUUCAUGCGUUGGAAACGGAUGUUCGAAAGGAACAACAAUUAAGACAAAAAAUGGGAAGCUUGCAAAGGGAUAGUGUACUUGCUCAGUCACUGCAAAGUGGUCUUGCUCUAGAAUUUGAGCGCAGUGAAUCUACUAGGAGAAUUAGAUUAGUCCUAAGUGAACUGUUAUAUAUAGCCUCUCAAGUACAGGAGCAACAGAAAAAUCAAGAAUUUCAAAUUAAACAAUCUGAUCUAUUUGAUAAUGCAGUUUAUAUGGAAGAGAUUAGUUAUGUGAUUUGUGUAGCACUAUCAGAAUUACCGACAGUUUUAUCAAUAUUGGAUAUUACAGAAACAUUACUACAUGUUAAAUAUGGUCCAGAAAUAAUUUGUUGGAUAGUUGCUAAUAUCCCUGAUAGUUUUUCCGAAGUUUGUGCACAUUUGAUAGGUAAUGGAGAAAGGCAAGAAGAAUCAGCAUUAGGUAGGAUUAGAACAAUGGCUUUGACAAUGUUAUGUCAAAUGAAUCCAAGCCAAGCGUUAGCAAUAAGAGCCAAGUGUGUAGAACUAUGUAGAAUGCCUGCUUUAGCAAUUACAUUAAGCUUGGAACAUGAAAAUAUCAAUAAUACACUGGCGGAAAGUGAUAUAGUUGCCUUUGUGUCAGGAUUAUUGCUUGGCAGUGAUCAACAAGUAAGAACAUGGAUCGCAAUGUUUAUUAGAAAUGGUCAAAAACGUAAAUGGGAAUCUCAUACAGCAUUACAAUGUUUAAGAGAAGAACUGCUAAAACGAUUGCAAGCAAUAACAUCUCAAAAUGCAGGUCAACUACCAGAAAGUCAGGUUGUUCAAGCUAGUGCAUUGUUGCGCCUUUAUUGUGCAUUAAGAGGCAUUGGAGGUAUUAAAUUUCAAGAUGAUGAAGUAGCAAUGAUAGUGCAGUUGUUGACAUCUCAUCCUCCUCCAUCACCAGCUGGUGUGAGAUUUGUCUCUUUAGGCCUUUGUAUGCUUAUUGCAUGCUCUUCAUUAAUAGGCCAUCAUAAUCUUGAAAAGCGAAGCAUAGAAUGGGUUCAAUGGCUUGUACGCGAAGAAGCUUAUUUUGAAAGUGCUAGUGGUGUAACAGCAAGUUUUGGAGAAAUGUUGCUUUUGAUGGCAAUACAUUUUCAUAGCAAUCAACUAUCAGCCAUUUGUGAACUCGUAUGUGCAACUUUGGGGAUGAAAAUACCAAUUAGACCAAAUAAUUUAACUAGAAUGAAGCAAAUUUUUAUGCAAGAGAUAUUCACUGAACAAGUUGUCACUUCUCAUGCUGUAAAAGUACCAGUAACAGCUAAUUUAAAUGCAAAUAUCCCAGGAUUUUUGCCUGUACACUGUAUUCAUCAAUUGUUGAAGUCAAGAGCAUUUGCUAAACAUCGAGUGCCAAUAAAAAAUUGGAUUUAUAAACAAAUUUGUAACAGUGUACCACCAUUGCAUCCGGUUCUUCCUGCUUUAGUCGAAGUAUAUGUCAAUUCAAUUUUAGUGACAAAUAAUAAAACAUCAGAACACACAAACAAACCAAUUACUGAAGAUGAAAUUAGAAGAGUAUUUCAAAAUAGCGUUUUCGGGGCAAAUUUUGAUUUUAAGAAUAUCAACAGUGUCCCCAAGACUGAAACAGAUAAUAUGGAUAUCGAUAUUUCAAAACCUUCUCUUACAUCACAAUUACUAUUGUUAUAUUACUUAUUACUGUAUGAAGACGUUAGAUUAUCUAAUAUGCAUACUUUUAUAUCACAAGAUAGGAAAGUUAAAUCAUAUUCAACUGAAUUUUUAUCAGAGUUACCAAUAAAAUACCUACUUCAGUUGGUUCAAAGAGAUCAAAUGAAUUAUGCUGGAUUAUUUUCUCCUCUUCUCAGAUUAUUAGCAACACAUUUCCCUCAUCUUUCGUUAGUAGAUGAUUGGCUUGACAAUGAAAUGCUCAACAUUGAUUCUACAGUAACAAAUUAUGAGAAUGUAAAAAUUACUGAUAUCAUGAUAAUUGAAACAUUUUCGCAUAUCCAAACAUGUCCUUCAAGAACAGGAAGACUUUUAAGACAAUUAAUGUCAAUGAAACCAACUGACAUUUGGCCGCAUGCCGAAGUUAUAAUUCAUUAUUUCAAAGCAACUGUAAGUCCAAGAGUUCCUAGGUACAUUCAAGAAUUAUAUAAACAAGUAUGGCUUAGGUUAAAUACAGUACUACCAAGAUGCUUAUGGGUUUUGUCAAUAAAUGCUUUAUUAAUAGAAAAUUCUCUUGUAAAGAAUGUCUUUUUAACACAAGAAAAUAUUGUGUUAGAUCCUUUACAAGUAUUGAGAUGUGAUACAAGAGUUUUUAGAUGUGCUCCAAUUUUGUCUGUUAUUUUAAGAAUUCUACAAGCUGCAUUAGCAGCUUCUCGAUCUCAGUUAUCUAGACAUAUACAAGACAAACCAUUGAUAGAAAAGAUUGGUCAGUUAUCAAGUGAAGCUGAAAGAGAAGAUUUAAGAACAGCAUUAGUGGCAGGACAAGAAAGCGCGGCUGUUCAAAUAUUAUUAGAAGCAUGUUUGGAGACAUCAGAAGAUAGAGAAACACCCGGACAAAUGUGGUCAUUGAGAGAAAUACAAAGUAUAAUCUGUUCAUAUUUGCAUCAAGUCUUCAUAGCAGACCCAUCAUUGGCUAAAUUGGUUCAUUUUCAAGGUUAUCCAAGAGAGCUGUUACCCAUUACAGUUACUGGUAUUCCAUCCAUGCAUAUUUGUCUUGAUUGGAUUCCUGAAUUACUGUCACAGCCAGAACCAGAAAAGCAAAUAUUUGCUGUAGAUUUAGCUUCACAUCUUGCAAUUCAGUAUGCUUUACCAAAAGCUUUAAGUGUUUCUCGUUUAGCCAUCAACACUUUGAUAACACUUCUAGGAGUAUUAUCUGCUAAAGAUCGAGUAAUCUUAUUUAUGCCUGUGCUAUCAGCAUUAACGCGUAUAUGCUUAGCUUUUCCACCACUAGCUGAAGAUACAACAAGUUUGCUGUUACAACUUGGCAGAGUUAAUUCUGCACAAGCAGCAUUAGGAGAUAAAUCUGCAGAUAUUUUAUGUCAAGAAGUUAAUGAAACCUUUUGUUUGUUAUUACAAAAAGCAAUAUUACAAUCACAAGUAUAUUGAAAUAUUAUUCUUAAUUCCUUUAUACUGCUACUGAAAUCAAUGUUUGAUUGUAUUGCAGUAGAAUAGUAAUUAUCCAAACUGUUCUAAAUAUGUAUCUUGUAAUAUAUAGGGUGUCCCAUCUAACUAUGCCACCCUUAAUUAUUUUCUUAUUUGUCGCAACACAAAAAAAUGUUUCAUGAGUGUUGUAUUGUAUUCGAGUACAUUAGGCUCUGAGGGUGGAAAUCAUCUCAAGGUCAUAUCUUGUGAGAUUUUAUUAAUAGUAACGUUUUUCUAGGCGGCUUAUCUCAUAUUUUCUUUCCUUUUUUUUCUUUUUUUUUUGUCUGUUUGUUUGCUUGUUUGUUUACACCAUUAAAAAGGUGAGAUCAAAACGCAUCCGAUCAUGGCACAUACCAUGAUUUUGAAAUGACCUGAACCGAAAAUUUGGCAAGUAAAUGACUGAAGUGAAAGCUCACGGAAAAUUAAUUACAGAAACAAAAUAAACACGUUAAUCGGCUAAACUUCGUUUCGGGGAAUCACCUUGUUUUUCUUAACUUUUUUGAUGAAAUUGCAGAAAAGCUUUCGCACCUUUGAUUUCAAUGAUUUUGAAAUGUAUUAUAGAAAUCAACAUUUUGAACAACACUUUCUUAUACAUAUGAUCGACGGUAUAUAUUUCUUAGUUUUCGAGAUAUUCGUGAACUACAGUGUUGGUACCGCUACAGUGAAUUAUAUGCCUAUAAACGCGCAUCCGUAGCACACUGAUAUAUAUAUAUAUAUAUAUUUUUUCAUAUCAUGCUGUAUCAGGAUAUACGUUAGUAACGUUUGCUGGCGGCCGAAUAAAAUAACACGUAACACAAGUCUAACUUUUAUCUUUUGUUUAUAGUUGAUAUAGAUUUCGGUUAGGUGUCACUUUAUCUGACCAUCGUGAGGCAUCCGUGAAUCAUUAUUUCUAUGUCCAUGUUGAUACUUAUCUGCUUGCACCAUUAGUAUACAUCUUUAAACCCCAUCUUUGAAGAUUUUAAUAAUUUGGUUACGAUUCAAUAUUAUUAAAAACAUUUAUAAACGCGAAAAUGAUUUGUAAUUUUUAUUAUUAACUCAAAUUAAUGUCAUUAAUGAAUUAAUUCGUAUUAUUUUUAAUUAAACUAGUAGCAAUAUAUUACUAAUUUGAUAUGUUCUUUCAUAUGUUUAUUAAAUUAUUGUUCAUAUUUAGGUUACAUGAAAUAGGAACUUAAUCAUUCUAUUACUACUCCUACUAGAGCACAUUAUUAUUUUCUAUAAGAAUACGUACGAUCAAUAUUAAAUUGUUUAUGUUAAAAUAAAUCUAAUAAAUAAUUUACAUUCUAAUUUUAAUUUUAACUAGAUUUUACAGUACAUCGCGUAAAGAAGAUAGGUUAAACUUAAAAAAUUAUUGUAAUAUGUAUCUUCUUUUAGUACGAUUUUUAUUUUAUUGUAUUUUAUAUAAAUUGUUAUUUUAAAAUACAUUAGGAAAGCUAAGUCGUAUUCACUCUAUAUAAUCGUAGUUCCAUGAUAAAAACUAGUCCUCGUACUUACGUUUGUCGGCUACACAAAGCAAUACUAAGAAGUUUUUAUUAUUUAGUGACGGUUCGAAUGUCAUAACUUUAAGUUUAUGUACAAAGUUUGCCUGAAUGAAACAGUAUUAAAUGUUAUUGGAAUAAAUACGAUAUACAAGCAUGAUGGAGGCUGAAACUGUUGGUAAUCUCGUUCAAAAGAUGAUUAUUUCACUUUUUGGGGAACAAAAACCAG
Bombus huntii is the source of this 5514-nucleotide messenger RNA. RefSeq names its product integrator complex subunit 2 (gene IntS2). Gene Ontology annotation, biological process: snRNA 3'-end processing. The record is from RefSeq and is a predicted model, not a curated record. The transcript is spliced from 5 exons. NCBI's taxonomy places the organism in Eukaryota, Metazoa, Arthropoda, Insecta, Hymenoptera, Apidae. The coding region runs from base 439 to 3774 and encodes 1111 amino acids. Gene Ontology annotation, cellular component: integrator complex.